AUGGCAGAAGCUAAGACGGUGACAAGUAUGGAGAUUCCUUUCCCCAUUUACUGUUCAUUCAUUGUCAUUGAUGCAGAUAUAAAUAUACCCUUUGCAGAGUUAAGGAUCAUCGUCUCCGUGUGCCCUUCUUUGCCUUUUUACCUUUUCUACAAUCAAUAAGAUAAAAUAUCUAGGAACCUGCAAAUUAGAGUCACCCCCCACCCCGAAGAUACUUUUAUCAGUGAACUCUGAAAAGUGAGAGGCAUGAACAUAAUCUACACAUUUCAUUGGUGAACUGUUUCAUCUGUUAGGGAUGUUUGAUGGAGGGUUGACUAUGUCUUUCCAUAAAGUAAACUGUCCACCAGUUGUAGGUAAUCUAAGUAAAAUCAGAAGCCAGUGUAGAACAAGACCAAACCCAUGUUUUGCAGUACAAAUGUCUUCAACUCUGGUACAAACAGAUGAAAAUGGAGAUUUUUAUGAAUCCAAAAAGAUAUCAGGUUCAAGUUCAACCGAACUAAAAAGUCAGCCCCAGAAUUCCCUGCUUAGCCAAGCCAAUACAGUAGGUAUAAUUGGAGGGGUUUCUGUUUUGUCCACUCUUAUAUUCCUUGAGAAACUUGUGUGGUGGAGCUCUAGGAAUGGGGAGGAAUGUGUUCCUUUCGUUGUCUGCAGUGAACCGGCCCUAGACGGCGGCCGCCGUCCGGUUCAUUCAUCGGAAGUGAAUGAUGAACAUAUUAUUAUCCAGAAUCUGAGGCAGAAAAGAAUAUUUCUCGAGAAAUCUGGAGCUCGUUGCAUUGUGAUGCCAUGCCAUAUCUCAAAUGCAUGGCAUGAUGAGAUAUCUGAGAGCUGCUCACUGCCCUUUUUUCACAUUGGUGACUGUGUUGCCAGGGAGCUCAAGGAAGCGAAAUUGAAGCCACUGGAUGCUGGGAGCAGUGUUCGAAUUGGGGUACUUUCCACCUGUGAAACCAUAGCUGUUGCUCCAUAUCAACAAAAAUUACAGAAUCAGGGUUUUGAGGUGGUUUUGCCAGACAAGGAAACGAUGGAACAUAUUCUAAUGCCAGCAGCUGAAUCAUGGAACCAAAGGGACAUAGAAGGGGCUCGAAACUUGCUGAGAAUUGCAAUUCAGGUUCUUUUAAUUAGAGCUGUGAAUAUUGUCAUCCUUGCUUCGGAUGUACUGCAGAACAUUUUACCUCGAGAGGAUCCUCUUCUUAAAAAAUGUAUGGAUCCCAUGGAUGCUUUAGCCAGAACAACUAUAAAAUGGGCUAAAUCUGCAAAGAAGGUACGUAGGAAAACUUGAACUAUACAAGCAUGGAAACUCUUGCUGUCUUGUAACUUGUAAGGGUAUAUUUGCCUAUCGAAAGUGCACAACAUCUUGUUCAUACUAUGGUGUCAAUAAAAAAAAAACAAGGCUUACACAGCAACAACAACAGUACCAAAUAAGAUAAGGCUGAACCGAUAAUGUUAGAAGCAAAUUAAAUGAUCGCUCUAUGAAUGUAUACAAAGAGAUACCUACCUACAAAUAAAGACAGACAAGGGACAGAGGCUUAAUUUGCAUUUGAUGAUAUGAAAUUUUUGUAAAGUAGAUGUUCUUCAUAUUCAAUACAAUUCGUGUUGAAAUAUGUUUAAAAGAUGCCAUCUCAA
Messenger RNA from Gossypium raimondii (Peruvian cotton), 1617 nucleotides. RefSeq lists its product as uncharacterized. NCBI's taxonomy places the organism in Eukaryota, Viridiplantae, Streptophyta, Magnoliopsida, Malvales, Malvaceae. The coding region runs from base 293 to 1273 and encodes 326 amino acids. The transcript has 2 exons. The record is from RefSeq and is a predicted model, not a curated record.